AGCACAAGGAUAGGGUUCGUACACGUUCCGGAGAAGACGGCGAGCCAAAGGGACCAAGAGAGACCCGCACACAAUUCACCCCAAAAUCUAAUGUUUAAGAUCCAAGUGUCUCGAUUCCGGGAUCAAAUUGUCAAGUGUCGCGCGUGUCAUCGGCAGGCAGCGAUCGCCCCGAAUGCGAUCGCUCGUCGAGGGUGGUGAUCAGGAAUGCGCCCGCGAGGACGUUUGACUCGUCGCCGGAAGCAAUCUGAUUGCGGUGAACGUGCUCUCGAUUCGCGCGAACGGUGGGCGUCGUCGCGCAUUAAUCGCGACGAUGGUGAUCGAUUGACGCCGCCUUAUCCGGUAGAUCUGUCGGUUCGAGGUCGCUCGAGUGACGAUAAUACGUGACUUCGCGAUAUACGCAUACCCGGGGAUUAUCAGUGAGCGCCAAUCUAGUUUGGCCCGCAUGGAUUAACUAACGAACAGUGUGAGUCACCGUAUUCGACGACCAGUGAAAGGAAAGUCUCUCGCGGACCAGUGUUGGAGUUGUUGUUGGAUAUAAUUUGGAUCCGUCGGCGAGCAACGCCGGAAUUGUCGAUCGAUUUUGUUAAAAGGCAAAGUGAAAUCACGACCUUUCCAGACGAAAAUCUUGAUGAAAACGUUAGAAAAAUUAGGAACACGACGUUUCCAUUAGAAACAUCCUGUACGCCAUUGAAAACUCAGCAGGAUUCGACCCUUUCGGGUACCGACGGGUCUGUCGACGCAAAAAGAUACGUUCGUUUUCGAUCCAUAGUCACGAAAAAAUUCUGACAGUUUGAAAAUUGCGCCGCAGAAGGCACCAGGUAGAGACGUCGAUCUACCUACGAUCGUUACAAGGACAAACAACGGAUAAUUGUUGCAAUAACGCGUUAAUCGCAAUCUCCCUUCAAGGACGAGUGGUUGGUUCCCUCGAAAACGGACUAUGUCCGCCGUUAUCGCCCGUUAUCGUCCGUACCAGCGGUACCGCAAGCAGGGUGUCAGACGAACCGAUCUGCCUUGAUCCUGGAAGACAACUUCCUGACGCGACAGCUGGCCCUGACAGCGGCAACAGCAGCAGCAGCAGCAGCCGCCAGCAAGAUGCCGGAAAAGGAGGUCGCUUAUCAGGAGGCAUUCUCGUUGCUGCCGCCACCGCCACCGCCGCAUCAUUCGCAUUCGGCCUUCCACGCGACCUUAUAUUCGCACCCUCAUUCGGCGCCUCCGCCACCGUUUCAUCCGCAUCACGCGCCGCCGCAUCCGGUCACUUCCUGGGAGCAUCAUGCGGCGGCGGCCGCCUUUGCUUUCCAUGCACCGCCACCUCACCCAUUGUCCGGCGGCACCACCGCGAUCGGAACAUCCGGAAACGGCAGCGGAAGUGGCAACGGCAACAACGCUGGCGGUGGUGGCGGAGGUGGGACUGCGGGCAACGGGACUUCCGGCGGUGAUUUCCUACGCAGAAGUCAUCCCCUCUCGGAACAUACGGCCCUGCAUCCCGCGUACCGGAUCAACUACAUGGACCAUCUCUACCACCAGCUCCAGGCCUCCACGCACAGUCCCAACGCCUCGUUACACGGACUGGGUGGUUUGGGGCCCGAGUAUCUGUUACACGCGGCAGGUCCUGCCAGCACUCUCGCCUCGUCCGAAUUCCCGUUCUCCAUCGAUGCAUCGUCGAGACUAGGAAGCCCGAGAGCCUCGGCAAUCAGAGCAAGUCGGAAAAGAGCGCUGAGCAGUUCACCGUAUUCGGAUAGAUUCGACAUCGACAGCAUGAUUCGGUUCAGCCCAAAUAGCUUAGCAUCCAUCGUGAACGGUUCGAGAAGUAGUAGUGCUAGUGGAAGUUACGGGCAUUUAUCCGCUGCGAUGAGUCCAGCGUUGGGUAUGCAUCCUAGUAUGACGCCGCAUCUGCAACAGAUCCAGGCUCACCUUUUGAGGAGCGCGGCCGUGGCGACGCUCUUACCUCACACGCAUCCCCUGCAGCCGCCUGCGCCUCCGCCGCCGCCGCAUCCGCAUUCUCACUCGCACCAUGGACUAUCUCCCCAUUCGCAAUUGUACGCCGGCGUGCCGCCCCAUUCCACGUCGUCGGCGACGCUGAGCCCACACGGAGCCGUCGGGGUGCCUCCGAAGAGCGAGAGUGCAGAGUCGUGUAGAAAAGCGUCGGAAUCGUCGACACGCUCGGUGACAGCCGAAGCCGACACCUCGUCAAGGCGGACCGCCACCAAAGUCAAGAGGGAACCAGCGACGACUACCACCAACGCGACCACGACCACCGCCCCACCGAGCCAUCCUCAGGGUCUCAGUCCGAGCGAAGACCUGAGAGAUGAACCUGGUGAUUUCAUCGAGACGAAUUGUCAUUGGCGAGACUGCGGUCUCGAGUUUCCCACCCAGGACGAUCUUGUAAAACAUAUCAACAACGAUCACAUACACGCCAACAAGAAGAGCUUUGUUUGCGGUUGGGAGGAAUGCUCGAGGGAGGAAAAACCCUUCAAGGCUCAGUACAUGUUAGUCGUGCACAUGAGAAGACACACGGGAGAAAAACCUCACAAGUGUACCUUCGAGGGUUGCUUCAAAGCCUACUCACGAUUGGAGAAUCUGAAGACUCAUCUUAGAUCUCAUACCGGCGAGAAACCAUAUACUUGCGAGUAUCCAGGCUGCAGCAAAGCUUUUAGUAACGCCAGCGACAGAGCGAAACAUCAAAACAGAACGCACUCCAAUGAGAAACCGUACGUCUGCAAAGCUCCUGGUUGCACAAAGAGGUACACGGAUCCCUCGUCGCUGCGAAAGCACGUCAAGACCGUUCACGGCGCCGAGUUUUACGCGAACAAGAAGCAUAAAGGCGGCGGUGGUGAUGGCGGUGGCAGCGACGAAGCCGGCGCAGGCGGUCACAGUCCUAGUAGAAGCGAGGAUCUUCAUCCGAAGACGCCUAGCCUCUCUAGUCCCAGCGUCAAGUCCGAGAGUGAAGCUAAUAGUCCGCCCAGCAUAAUGCAACAACAGGGCAGUCCGUUGAUAGGCGGUUGCAAUGACGAGGUCGCCGGAGUAGGUGCUCUUACUGGCGACGGAAUUGCUCUCGCCGAGGAACCAUGGAACGAGGAACCAGAUGAUCUAGAUAUCGCCGAUCUUCCUGUAGCGCUACGUGCCAUGGUCGCAGGCGGUAUGGAAUCGCAGCAGCAGCAACAAGUGUCAGCGCCCACUUCAAGAAAUCGUCUGAAAGGAAGACUGAACGCCAAAGGUGUGCCGAAUAUGCCGAUCGGCGUAGCGAAUGUGCGAGGAAUUCGCGGUGGCACACUUCAGGGUAAUAUCGGCGACCUUAAUCGAAGAAUCACCGAUCUGAAAAUGGAGGGCGGCGGUGGACAGACACGGCAGACGAGUUUGUCCGAUCUCCAACUGAGGUUGCAACCGCUCGGCGAACCGCGAAGAGAUAGCAGUAGCACAGUCAGCACCUAUUACGGCAGUAUGAAAUCCACAGAUUUCGGUAGCAGAAGAAGCAGUCAGGCGAGUGCCGUUAGCGCCGUAAGAAUGGGUCCCACGGGACCUGAGAGUUUUUACGAUCCGAUCAGCCCUGGCACGUCUAGAAGAAGCAGUCAGAUGAGCACCAUUUCCGGCAGACUUAAUCCACCGAAUCAUCUUCAAGGGCCUUACUCGACGAGUAAUCUCGUCGUUCAAACGCAAAAUAUGUCCCUUCAGAAUCUUCAGGCAAUGCCAGGCGACUGGAACAAUCCGAGCGGUCAUUGUACGCAACCAUCAAGUGAUCGACGAAUGUCUGAACCUAUUCGCAGUAACCAGGCCCAAAGAACUUCCCCUCCGAUUCCCUCCAGGCCAAGAUCGGCACAGUUGCCCGAGCUACAGCCUGAGCUUCAUCCCAAUCAAGAGGUAAUCCUAGACGAGAUGGGUGAAGGUGAAAUGGUAGAAAACAAACUGGUUAUUCCUGACGAGAUGAUGCAGUAUUUAAAUCAGGUUCAAGCAGGUGGGAAUCAAGUUAGCUAUCGCAGCAGUCCUCUACCAAUUUGCCAAUCGCCGAUAUGCACGAAUCCUUUGCAUUACCAACGACAGAUGCAACCCACGUGUAAUUAUAAUCAAUCACAUCAGCAGAACUGUUAUCCUACCCAGCAAGUCGCACAGCAACCCUGUCCGAACUAUCCAAACUCUUCUGCCGCGUCUUACGGUCAAUGUCCGAGUUCACGUACUCAACUUUCGUCGCAGUAUUGCCCGCCGCCGAGUUACGGAUCCCAAGCAACCAGUAGACAAGUAGCGAGCCCAGCGUCAGCUCAAGUCAUGUCUCCAAGUUCUCAUUAUGCUUCGUCUCAUUUAAGUGAUCAACCGCUGACGUCUCCCGCGGCUGGCGCGUUGGCGCCACAGCACGCGCCACAAAACUUGCCUCAGAAUUCCGCUCAACUCACUAGGAAUUGUGCCCAAAAUCAUGCACAUCAUGCUUACUAUCCGGGUUAUGGUUGCACCGGUCAAGUUAACGCAAACUGCACCGGUAACGCCACCAGCCAAGUCAAUCAUCAUUCCAACCAGACUUGCACACCGUCUAAUCACACGAUGCAAAUGCAGCUAACAGCUAACAAUUGUCAACAAUUGUCGCCACAUCCACCGACUGUUGCCCAUCCAAAUACGCAGUGUACCCAGGCUUCCGGUCAGUGCGCGAGGCCUAUAGUAACACCCAAUAGUCAGAUAUCCAACGUGCAUUCUGCGCAACAGUCUCCAGUAACCAAUCAAUGUGGUCCAAUGUCGCCGCAUUGUUCUCAGUUGAACCUCGCGAAUCAAAAUAAGCCGAUAAAUGCACUCGCGACAAAUCUUCAAAAUUGUCAACAAUCUCAACAGUCGACACCCUGCUUGCAAAUCACUAAUUGCGUUCAUCCCAGUGGCGCACAUCGUCAAGGCAAUGAUGGGGCUGUUUCGAAAAGAACAUCACCACAGUUUUGCAACGCUCAGCAGACCAAUUGUAGAAUGCAACAGCAGCAGCAACAACAACAAACCUGUGCACAUAAUUGUCAAACGCGCAGCAAUCUUCCGGCUCAUCAACAGUACAAUUGUAACUGUCCGUGGUCUUAUGGUGGAAAUCAAUGUUACCACGAUCAACACGGCGGACCAUUGCCGGAGAUACAGUGCAGGGAUAUCAGUCAGUCACAGCAGGGCUCGCCGGUGAAGCCACCUCAAGGUAUGAGACAGGAUUCUUAUCGCAGGACAUUGGAGUAUGUCCAACAAUGCAGGAAUUGGUCCGGCAACGCACAGACUCACGAAACCAAUGUCUCCAGUUCGACGCAUCCUAUACCUUUACCGCAAGCUCUACCAGCUAGUACCAAUAUGGUUAUGAACGACAUGACGUCUUCACUUAGCUCUUUGCUAGAAGAAAAUAGAUACUUGCAAAUGAUCCAAUGACCCGUAUCUACUUAUGAGGAAUGCGAGUUUAAUUUCACUAUCGAUCGAUGAAGUCAUAAUUUGCCACUUGAUAUUAUACAAUAACAUAAAUCAGUAUCAGAUUGUUCCUCCUUGAUAAAGUGAGCUAAAAUGUUCACGAAACGUUGGAAUCAAACACUUUACGCAGUAGUAGUAUAAAUCAUAUGAUCAAGAUAAACAUUAUAUUUUACAUAAAGGAAAUUAAAUUUAUGUUUAAUAUAGGGUGUAUACUUCCUGGAAAAACCUGGAAAACCUGUAAUUCUCAGGGAAUUUUGUUCUACCUUGAAAAAUCCUGGAAUUAUCAUGGAAUUUUAUUUGAACUCAGAGAAUUAAAAAAAAAUGCCUCUUUGAUUUUAAAAUAGUUAUAAAAAAUA
Messenger RNA from Nylanderia fulva, 5759 nucleotides. RefSeq names its product transcriptional activator cubitus interruptus (gene ci). Gene Ontology annotation, cellular component: nucleus. Gene Ontology annotation, molecular function: DNA-binding transcription factor activity, RNA polymerase II-specific; RNA polymerase II cis-regulatory region sequence-specific DNA binding. Lineage: Eukaryota; Metazoa; Arthropoda; Insecta; Hymenoptera; Formicidae. Gene Ontology annotation, biological process: regulation of transcription by RNA polymerase II. The record is from RefSeq and is a predicted model, not a curated record.